Podarcis muralis (Common wall lizard) is the source of this 4706-nucleotide messenger RNA. Its product is annotated as prostaglandin G/H synthase 2. Gene Ontology annotation, molecular function: oxidoreductase activity, acting on single donors with incorporation of molecular oxygen, incorporation of two atoms of oxygen; prostaglandin-endoperoxide synthase activity; heme binding. NCBI's taxonomy places the organism in Eukaryota, Metazoa, Chordata, Lepidosauria, Squamata, Lacertidae. The record is from RefSeq and is a predicted model, not a curated record. Gene Ontology annotation, biological process: response to oxidative stress; cyclooxygenase pathway. Gene Ontology annotation, cellular component: cytoplasm; neuron projection.
CAUCCGCGCCACCCCCACUUGCGUCUCCGGGGGCGGAUCCUGCUCGCUUCCUGCGCGCAAUCGUGAGUCACUCCGGCUGCGCAUAAAGGCAGCAGGUCCGCGCCAGCUGCUCCAGACUCGGAGAUCACUUCAAGAGCACAAGCUGCGGAUCUUGAACGGUGCUGGGCAGCUAGUGAAAGCUCCUCCUCGGGAAUAUCUAUUUAUCUAAUAAUAAUAUUAUAUUAUUAUUUAUUUUAUCAUAUCCGCGAUUUCGGAAGCUGAGCCUGCUAUUUUGUGCGCUAAAAAUGAUUGCACCCUGCGUUGUCUUGUUUUCUCUCUUGGCCGUCAGCCAAGCAGUUAAUCCUUGCUGCUCAAAUCCAUGCCAAAACAGAGGAGUCUGCAUGACAGCAGGAUUUGACCGCUAUGAAUGUGACUGUACGCGGACUGGUUAUUACGGGGAAAACUGCACUACACCGGAAUUUUUUACUUGGCUGAAAGUGACGCUGAAACCCACACCGUCCACAGUCCACUACCUUCUCACUCAUUUCAAAGCAGUCUGGGAUGUAAUCAACAACUUCCCUUUCCUCCACAAUGCCAUCAUGAGAUACGUAUUGAUGUCAAGAUCCCAUUUAAUAGAGAGCCCACCAACAUAUAACAGCCAUUAUGGAUACAAAAGCUGGGAAGCCUUUUCGAACCUUUCUUACUAUACUAGGACUCUUCCGCCGGUAGACCACAACUGCCCAACCCCUAUGGGUGUGAAAGGUAAGAAGGAGCUUCCCGAUUCCAAGCUCAUUGUAGAGAAAUUUCUACUGCGGAGAAAAUUUAUUCCUGAUCCACAAGGCACAAAUAUCAUGUUCACAUUCUUUGCCCAGCAUUUCACCCACCAGUUCUUCAAGACAGAUCAUCACAAAGGACCAGCCUUCACCAAAGCUCUUGGACAUGGGGUUGAUCUAAAUCACAUCUAUGGAGAAACUUUGGACAGGCAGAUGAAACUCAGACUAUUUAAGGACGGGAAGCUGAAAUUUCAGAUGAUUGAUGGAGAGAUGUACCCACCCACGGUCAAAGAAACUCAGGCAGAAAUGAUUUAUCCACCACACGUCCCUGAGCACCUGAAAUUUUCUGUAGGGCAAGAGGUCUUUGGUUUGGUUCCAGGGCUGAUGAUGUACGCCACAUUAUGGCUCCGGGAACACAACCGGGUCUGUGAUAUUCUGAAGGGCGAGCAUCCGGAAUGGGAUGAUGAGCAGCUGUUCCAAACUGCCCGGCUGAUCUUAACAGGAGAGACCAUCAAGAUUGUGAUUGAAGACUACGUGCAGCACCUGAGUGGCUACCACUUCAAGCUGAAGUUUGACCCAGAGCUGCUCUUCAACCAGAGAUUCCAGUAUCAGAACAGAAUAGCGGCAGAAUUCAAUACCCUUUACCACUGGCACCCUCUCCUCCCUGAUACCUUCCAGAUUCAUGACCAAGAGUACACAUACCAGCAGUUCAUCUAUAACAACUCCAUCAUGUUAGAACAUGGUCUUUCCCACAUGGUGGAAUCCUUCUCCAGGCAAAGGGCUGGAAGGGUAGCUGGUGGGCGGAAUGUCCCUGCUGCGGUGCAGAAAGUAGCGAAAGCCUCCAUUGAUCAAAGCCGACAGAUGAGAUACCGCUCCUUGAAUGAGUAUCGGAAGCACUUUAUGCUGAAACCUUUUCAGUCAUUUGAAGAGCUCACAGGAGAAAAAGAAAUGGCUGCAGAACUUGAAGAACUCUAUGGGGAUAUUGAUGCUAUGGAGCUGUACCCAGCCCUCCUUGUAGAAAAACCACGUCCUGGAGCCAUCUUUGGUGAGACCAUGAUAGAACUUGGGGCACCGUUCUCCCUGAAAGGUCUCAUGGGAAAUGCCAUCUGCUCACCAGAGUACUGGAAGCCCAGCACCUUUGGGGGCAAAGUUGGCUUUGACAUAGUGAACACAGCCUCCAUCCAAAACCUUAUCUGCAACAAUGUAGAGGGCUGUCCUCUUGUGGCUUUUCACGUCAUAAACCCAGCAACAGCAGCAACGAAAAACGUCAGCACCUCCAGCACAGCAAGAGACGAGAUCGGCCGAGCUGUGCUACUAAAAGAGCGCUCUGCUGAACUAUAGGGAACAGCUAUUUGCAUAUUUAUUUAUUUAUGAUAUCUAUUAUAUUGUUGUUUUUGUUGUUAUUUAUAGUUCAGGCAAAACACCAUGGAUUUUUUUUCCUGUGCCUUGGCAUCUAACCCACGAUGCCAGACUUAAAGGGGGAGUUCUGCUUAGAUUUGUAGGACUGGAUCCCUUGGUUUUUAAGACUAUCUUCUGUACCAGAAAGAUGUAUUCCAAAAUGGAUCAGGGCAUUAGAUCUGCUGCUUAAACUUGAACAUAAACAAUAGCUCUGCCUCUUAAACUUGACAGGUAUGAUCCUAAAUACAAAACUAUGUUACGUGCUUGUUAUCUGAGAGUCUGGAAGUGCUCAACUUUUUUAAAAAAAACAGAACAAAAAUCCAGAACAAUUCUGGAAAUCUGUGAUCAUGAAAACUGUCCUUUUACAGAAAUCUUUGCACUUUACAAAAUGAAUGUAGAAUCCUUAUGGUUUAGCCAAAGUUAAGGAUUUUUACCCCCUGUUUAUAGUAAACUUGGUAGGGUGCACAAACACUUAAACUGAGAGGGAGCAUGGAUGCAAAUUUGGGGAAAAGGAAAAUUUAUUUUCACUACCUCUCCCAUGUGACACAGCAAUAGGUUUUGAUAAUGGACUGAUCUUCAUUUUGUUUGUGUCUAUAACUGCACUUCCCUUCUAUUGCAAACAAAGUUCCUUCCUCUUCUAAGAGUAAAACCACAACUGUGUAGGACGCAACCCAGUGAAACCAUUCACAUGUAAUUCCUCUUGAAAUGUAUAGGAGCUUGUAGUCUCUGCAGAAUCUCAAUUGCUUUUUAAUGGAAAGUUUCCCCCUAGCUCUAUGUAAUAGGUGACUGGAAGAUGAAAUGUUACUCUUGGGUUUUAAUGCUCCAAACAAAGGCUUGGAACUGUAGAUUUCUCUUUCAUCAUAAUUAAGAAGAUGUAAAAAGCCAACACAAAAACCAGUCCUUUCUUUUUCCUCCCAAAUUAAUAGUUUUCAAUUAUAAAGAGUGGAUCCAUAUCAUUUUAAUGUCCUUGCAGAGACUCAAAGGCUCUAUACAGAACAAGGGUGGACGACCUCUGUUGUAGAAUAUAACACUAAACUCAUUCUUUCUGAACCCUAAAGUGCCUUCAGGUGUUUGAAACUCCAUAGAGGAGCCAGUGAGAUAGUUGUGCUGCCUCUUUUGAGAUGCCUAUGUAAUGUGGUGGGUGAGAUACAUCUCUCCCAUAAGUAAGAACUGGAGUUUCAGAUGUCAUUUAGGACUCAAAUCGAUAUGACUUGAGAUACAGACCAGUACUGUAAGUUCCCAAGCCCCGUUUAAACACAGCACUUUAUGUAUACAAAGGCCAUUUCAAUUUUUGGAUACUGACACUGCAUUUCUGUUAAUAUUAUUAUACUUCAGUUUCUAUAUUUUUUAAAAAAAAUCUAUUCCACUUUUCAAGUUGGCUAAUGAACAUAAUUCCUCAAGUAAACCAACAGGCACGUCAAUUAAUAACUUGGGUAUUGUCAAUUUUACACAUUCAAUUAGAUGCUAAUUAAUGGACUGCUAACUUGGGAAAUGCAACCUUAUUGUAGGUAUUAAACCUUUCAUAUUGCUUAAGAAAUGCAUGUUUAAUAGUAUGGUUCUGAAGCCCGUACAUUACUCUUGGUUGAAAAACCCUCUGUUAUUUGUACUCUGGAAAUUGAUAUAAUGAUUAUCUGUUAAAGCAAAGUGCUAAAGGAAAAAAUAUCGCUGGAAAAGGAAAUAUUGGUGUAACCCAAGGAAAUAUGGACAAAAGUCACCAGGAAACUCUUGAGAAAACUCCAUGAUGUUUGCUGUUUGUGCUUUUGUAGCACUCAAUGGAGGUUGCUCAGGAGAACUUCUGGUGGUUUGUGCCCACAGAUUAUAGGGCUAAUUGUCCUUUUUGAGAACACUCUAUUCCAUUCCUCUUUGUACUUUUGAUUAGUUCAGGCCUAGAAGUUACCUCAUCUCUUUCUGAUGCCUAUCACUUCUCCCAUUUAAAUUCUUUCUCUUUGAAAUUAGGACACUAGUCCUGCCAGUUCCUGAACUUCGUGUUCACUGUUCUUUCCCCACAAGCUUUUACAACCUACCCGGUACUCAGUGCUGUCUCCUCUUCCAUGUCUCUUGUAAUUAUUAGAUUGUGAGCCUGUUUUUCUUGGAACCUUUCUUUAAAAAGAAAAAAAAAACAUUUUUGUACAUUACUUGCAAGUGCCGUGCGUGUUCUAAAUAGCUGUAGUUCACUGUAUGGUGCCAGUUUUAUGGAAUUAUGUCUUCCUCUGCAUUAAGUUCACUGGAUAUGCAUCACGCAGCCUCAUUUUGUUCCUGUAAUAUUUCCAUUUUUAUAAAAAAAAACCAAAGUAUUAUUUAUCCCAGCCUGCUGGUCUUGGUUGGGCAUUUAGAAUGAUGCCAGAUUAUGCACAGGGAAGAAUUUUGUAGUGACCGCAAUCCAGAUAACGUUAAGUCACAUUUGUGUUGUUGUUGACAUCAAUGCGAUUUAAGCCUAUUCUCUGGAUUGUGGCCUUAUUUAUUGCUAUAAUUUUAAAACUGUUUGGUGGUGUUGUUUUUUUUAACGUUCCAUGAUGUGCAAAGUGUCCUUCUACAAAUAAAUUAUUUGAAAGCUAA